UUACCGGCUUCGGAGGAGGGUUUUGGAUUGUCAUGAUUAUCAGCUUGAAAUCUGUUUGAAAGACUCAAAUCUACAUUUCUUACUUCGUACAUCUUCAGUAUUCUCAGUAUCCAACCUAAACCAUCUUCAUUUCCCGUCUUCUAAUCUUUACGCCCAUCUCGCCAAUUACCCCACCAUGACAACCUCCCACAGUCUCAAAGCGGUUGCACCACCAGCAACCCCCCUCACCGCGGCCCUCACCACCCGCCUCGCCUCCCUCCUCCCCUCCUCCUCCUCAAACUCCAGGGACAGCCUCCGCACCUCCGUCCUCCCCUCCCUCCUCACUGCCAUCGCCGCCACCUCCACUGCCCUCCGCGCCGCCCAACACGUCUCCCUCGCCGGCUCGUCCAACUCCUUCGGCGACGACCAGCUCAACGUCGACGUGCUCGCCGAAGAAGCCAUCCGGCUCUGCCUCGCACAAUGCCCCUCCGUCGUCACCGCCUCCAGCGAAGAGGACCCCGUGGAGAAACCCGUUCAGCACACCGGCCUUCCGUUCCAGGUCGUCGAGGCCGAGCAGGAUCGCACCCACGGCGAGGUCUACACGGUCGCGUUUGACCCGCUUGAUGGGUCCUCUAUUAUUGCGCCGAAUUGGACGGUGGGAACGAUUUUCUCGCUGUGGGAUGGGACGUCAGCGCUGGGUGCUAGUCCGCGGGAGAAGCAGAUUGGUGCGGUGUUGGGGGUUUAUGGACCGAGGACUACGGCGGUGGUUGCGUUGAGGUUCCCGGGGGAGGAGAGGGGGGUUUGUUUUGAGGUUGGACUGUCGGAUUCAAGCGAGGCAGGGAAGGGUCAGGAAUGGGAUCUCAUCCGCUCUUCCGUCGCUUACGCCCCGCCGCCUUUUAAGACACGGUACUUUGCGCCUGCGAAUCUGCGCUCGACUAACACGCACGCGGCGUAUGCUAAGCUGGUGUCGCACUAUAUGGCAGAGAACUACACGCUGAGGUACUGCGGUGGGUUGGUGCCGGAUGUGGUGCAUGCGCUGGUCAAGGGGCACGGAGUGUAUCUGAGCCCGGUGACGGAGACUAGCAAGGCGAAGUUGAGGAGGUUGUAUGAGCUGUUCCCGCUGGCGCUGGUGGUGGAGUGCUGUGGUGGACGGGCGGUAGACCCGGUGAGUGGGGAGGAUAUCUUGGGGGAGAAGGGGGUGGAGGGGUGUGAUGAGCGUGGUGGGGUUGUGUGCGGGACAGCGGAGGAGGUUGAGUAUGCUAGGGAGGUGUUGUGCGGUCAGGAUUGAGCGGUGGGGCUUUGUAUGGAUUUUAUGACCAAGGGAUGCAUGUUGAUGCUACAAUGUUGUGUUUGUCAUGAGGAUUAUAGAGGUUCGGUGUUCACUUUAUCAAGAUACCGGUAUAGCUUAUAGAGACAAGAGUUUAGACAAUAGAUGACUAGAAAGACGUGGUACAGUUACACAAUUGAGAGGCAAGACAAUACACGGAUGGAGUCUUUCAAGGCAAA
Messenger RNA from Neurospora tetraspora, 1485 nucleotides. RefSeq lists its product as uncharacterized. Gene Ontology annotation, cellular component: cytoplasm. The record is from RefSeq and is a predicted model, not a curated record. Gene Ontology annotation, molecular function: fructose 1,6-bisphosphate 1-phosphatase activity. The transcript has a single exon. Gene Ontology annotation, biological process: gluconeogenesis; sucrose biosynthetic process; fructose 6-phosphate metabolic process. The coding region runs from base 176 to 1267 and encodes 363 amino acids. Lineage: Eukaryota; Fungi; Ascomycota; Sordariomycetes; Sordariales; Sordariaceae.